ACCAAGAUGGCGGCGCCCAGCGCGAGCCAGGCCCGGCCGGCGCCCGCCUUCCCCUUCCCGCUCGCGGGCUCUGGCGAGGCGGCGGAGGCGCAGCCCCCCAGGAGGAAGAAGCCGCCUUGCCGGGCCUGCACGGAUUUCAAGAGCUGGAUGCGCGACCAGAAGAAGCAGGCCGCCUCGGAAACAGGAGCUGAAGAGAAGGAGCCACGUCUUGAUUGCCCUCUAGACAGAGAAGAACUGGGGAGAAACUCGUGGGCUUUUCUUCACACAAUGGCUGCAUAUUACCCUGACCGGCCUAGUAAAAUUCAGCAGCAAGAAAUGGUGCAAUUCAUCCACUUAUUUUCCAAGGUUUUCCCUUGUGAGGAGUGUGCAGAAGAUGUGAGAGAUAGAAUACAGCGAAAUCAGCCUGAUGCCACCAGCAGGCAAAACCUGACCCAGUGGUUUUGCCGGCUUCACAAUGAAGUGAAUAAGAAGCUGGGGAAGCCUGAAUUUGACUGCUCCUUCGUAGAUGAGCGCUGGCGAGACGGCUGGAAAGAUGGCUCCUGCGAUUAGAUACCCUGCUGGAAAUAAAAUGGGACCCUCUUUAAUUAAAAAAAGGAAGACCAACGCAGAUGAAGAACAAAAUCAGUCCUGGUAGGGAUGGUUGCCAAGGCAUCCAUCCAUGUAUGCUUUUUGAAUGGGAGUUUAUGUGCUAAAGGCAGGGAGCAGAGUCUAUAAGGUAUGUCUCUCCUUUGGGGAAUCCCUGCAGUACCUGCAAUUUUAUAGGAAGUUUGCAUCCACUGGCUGCGACUUCCUGCUUGUAUUCGAAGUGUCUUCCAACUCUGUAUCUUUUUCAGUUGCCAUCUGGAGCUGCGGUAAAAAUCUAGGCAAUUGCUCGAUGGGGGAGGGGAGGGCUUAGCCUUUCUCCAGCCCCUUUCUCUGUCCUGAAUAAUCCUUUCAAAGGCCUAGGUGCCUUCCUUCCCCUUUUCCAUGUAGGAUCAGCAGAUCCUUCUUCAUACUAAUUUCUUUCCCUCAUCUUUGUAAUUAAAAUAUUUUUUAAAAUGAAGCUCUUGGAGAUUCUGCAGCAGUAAUCAAACCACUCUGGAACUAGUUCUUCCAAUACUUCUGCAGGGUUAUUUUUCUCUCUGAGAAGGAAAAGUUCCGGGUUUUUUCCCCCCAAUGGGUUACUUAGUGUGCUGACACCAAAAUAUAUAGGAUUGUGGGGUUUCAGUCAUCUUCUUGCUUGCUGAAAUACUGAGAGAAAGGAACAUAAAAUCAUUUAAGUCUGUGAUCAGGUCUCUAAUUUCAACUGUUCAGAUGUUAUCCUUUGCAUUUCUCUCUCUCCAGCCAGACUAGGCAAGAGGAGCAAAUCCUAAUUGAAGCAUGAAAUAAGCACAAGGAGGUUAUUAAUAUGAAAGCUCAUGUAGUGUGUUGAAAUGGGAGGGGGGGGGGAUUCAUGAAGAUUAUAUUAAUUCUGGAGCUAGCAGACCUCUGUGCGCCAAGAAUCUGUGUGCUAAGUGGUUCUAAUAGAAGGUAAUUGUGCUCCUACCGUGUCUUGUGCAAACUCUUUGAUGUAGCCGGAUAGUGGCAGGAGGGAGCUACACCCAUCCCGUAGAUCCAUUUGAAGAGCUGGGGACUGAGAGAGAUCUUGGACCGCACACCAGUGAGGAAACGCGAGGCAGCGGCAUGUCCCUCCUAAUACUAGUAGGUUGUGCUGCAUCAGUACAGCAGGGGCGUAAGUGUGGGGUUAACCUUGGUUUCAAGCAACAUGUCUGUAAGGGGUGAUGAUUUGAAAACCAUAAAUUAAGUUAUACGAGACAUUUCUUUCCCAAGUUAUUUAAAAGAGGUGAAAGUCUAGCUGUUCUGGCUGUUAGAUUUGUAACCCCCAGAAAUACAAAGUUUCUUUUUCUGGGUAUUAGAACUGAGCCCCUGAUCCUGGCUGGGGAGUCUUUGUUCCCCCACUAGAAUUAUUUGCCCCUUUUCCUGUACAUUUGGUCUCUAGAGCAUCUUUUGAUUUAUUCAUUUCAUGAGCUGUUUUAACAGCACUAAUACGAAAGGAUUGGGUGCAAUUAUUUAAAUUUCAAAGAGGCAUGCAGCGCCUUCAGGCAAGGAUGGGAUAGUCCUGUAUGGCUCUUGCUAAAGCCACCUAAAGCAGGGUACAAAAUGAAAACCAAUGGUUUUGAACUGUUCUGUGUGAUUAUUUUUAAGGUGUUUCAUUUUAUUGGCAAUGGUGGGGUUUGUUCAAUUGCAGCUGAUGAGAUGUCAGAUGUGAAGCGUGUCUGAAAGUGUAUUUAUUUCCUCUCUGGUAACCAAACAAUAAAGUUAAACAUUUCAUUUA
Messenger RNA from Eublepharis macularius, 2314 nucleotides. RefSeq names its product growth factor, augmenter of liver regeneration (gene GFER). The transcript is spliced from 3 exons. Gene Ontology annotation, biological process: liver development. Gene Ontology annotation, cellular component: mitochondrion. Bases 7 to 549 code for a protein of 180 amino acids. Gene Ontology annotation, molecular function: flavin adenine dinucleotide binding; flavin-dependent sulfhydryl oxidase activity. Lineage: Eukaryota; Metazoa; Chordata; Lepidosauria; Squamata; Eublepharidae. The record is from RefSeq and is a predicted model, not a curated record.